Rhea pennata is the source of this 2201-nucleotide messenger RNA. RefSeq names its product maestro heat-like repeat-containing protein family member 7. Gene Ontology annotation, cellular component: cytoplasm. The transcript has 16 exons. The record is from RefSeq and is a predicted model, not a curated record. Bases 1 to 2130 code for a protein of 709 amino acids. NCBI's taxonomy places the organism in Eukaryota, Metazoa, Chordata, Aves, Rheiformes, Rheidae.
AUGCGCAGACCUUGCAGGGAGGUCGGCGUCCCCUCUGGAGGAGGCCAAGAGCAGCCUGGCCUCUCUGCUCCAGAGGACUUCCACCUGCUGGGCAAGCUGGUGGGGAGACUCCUCCUCUGCUCUGCUCGCGAGGACCAGGGCAUCAGCUGGCGGGCUGCGGAUGCUCUGCACUACCUCUACAGAUUUGCUUGGCAGCGAGAGAGCAAGAAGCUGGCAGGGGACAAUGCAGAGCACCCGCAGCUCCAACAGGAAGGGCAAGCCGAGCACACUGGCUUCUGGCUUGCUUUCUCCAACAGCACCAGCCAUAUAAUCUCGAUCUUUGGGAAAUACCUCCUGCCCUCGGAGAGGACGGACAUCAUCCUCACGGCCAUUGAGGGCAUGAGAGACUCCAGCAUCUUCGACCUGCAGGCAGCUACCAGCAUGCUGGAUGUGGUCCUGAUGGAGCCCACCUCCUGGCUGAAGAACGUGCCCAAGAUCGUGAGGUGCAUCUAUGAAAACCUGAGGUGCAUCAGCACGGGGUCAGCGCGGCACAGCCUGGAUAUACUCCUUCUCCUGCUGACCUACCUGUACCCCAGUGAGGUGGUCAUAAGCCUGCUGAACUGCUCCCCGCCGUGUGACAGCAUUGCCACGACCAUGUGGGAGGUGAUGGUUUGCCUGCCCACAUCUUUGGACAAGGUGCUGAGGAAGCUGCUCAGCAUCCUGGAGGACCGGCUGCUUCUCAAGGGCCGCAGAGCUGUCACGGAGGACACCUGCUUCCUGCCCCUGGCUGCAGGCAAGGCACUGUGCGAGAUCCUUCGGCAACCUGCCUGCCGACAGACGGUCGCAGCGCUCUUCCCCCAGCUCUACAUGGCGCUGCUCUUGCAGAUCUGCUUUGCUGCAGCCUUCCUACCCCAGGAGAGCAGCGCCUGCUGGAGGAAAUGCUGCCCAGGGGACCCAGCUUCUCCAGCCAGCCCUGGGAGGUCUGCGGUGCAGGCCAUGAAAGCCCUGCUCUGCUGCGCUGGAUACGAGGAGCAGGUCCUCACCAUCCAGAAGAGGGCCGGCUGGGACCUGCUUCUCAGAGCAGAGACACACCACAGUGGAGUCAGGAUGCUGGCCAGAGAGAUGAGGACAAACACAGCUCAGCAGCGUUCCUGCAUCUUCCGCCACGUGGAAUCCCUUCUCAGCAGAGGGGACAAACUGCAGGAAGUCCCGGCCAUGGCUUUCUUUGUGGAGCUGCUGAGCUGUGCAGAUCUUAAAGCUGUGGACUGCUGUGUCCUCUACCUGCUCCAGAGGUACCUGAGGCAUCAAGGUGUGGAGAUGCGCUCACUGGUGCUCAGAGGCCUCAUAACACUUUCCAAGAGACCAGAGAUGGCCAGAAAAAUGCAAGAGCUGCUGCCAGACCUCAUGGAGAUGCUGCAGGAUGCCAACACAGACAUCCGGAUGAAGGCCCUGGUUGUCUCCGGCAACGUGGUCCAGCAUAUGGACCGGGCAGCGGUGGGCCCCGUCGCUCUGCAGCUGGUGGAGAAGCUGGUGCCACUCUUUGAUGACGACUCCAGCCAGCUGCGAGAGCUCUCCAUCUGCCGCUUCAGAGAGCUGGUGGAGAUUGUGAUGGGGAAGACCAAGAAGCACAUGCAGCAGAAAGUGCAUCGGUGCCUGCUCCCGCUCUUCUUCCACAUGAAUGAUGAGAUCCAGAGUGUGGCCAAGGCCUCCCAGGAAGCCCUCAUCACCGCUGCCCAGUGCCUCAAGUGGGAACAGCUUAGGGACCUGAGCCAGACCGGGCAGACGUGGAGGAUUGGCAAGUGCUUGCUGGCAAGAGGCAGGAGUUAUGUGGAAGAAGACCUGCGCCAGAGCCUGCCCUAUUUGGAGGACUCUCAGGCAUCCUUACGAGAUGUGGCCGUGAGGUUCUUUGGGCUUGCCGGGCGGCACUUGAAGAGCCCAAGGGAGCAGAAGCUGCGGGACAUCUGCAGCGACCUUCGGCCCUUGCAGAACGACAUCGAGCCCUCCAUCCGGUCCCUGGCUACUCAGAACAUCAUCAUCCUGGGCACUCCACGGAAACAGCCAGCAUCAGGAUGGAAGCUGCCUUCCCUGCGCUGCUGGCUCCGGAGAGCAGGGGACAGGUGGAACUGGCCUCUGGGCAACAGCUCUCCUUGAGUAGAAGGAGGAGGACAAUCCCAGGCCUACGGUGCCCUUCCGCUGGUGACCACCUGAAUGUGUGGAGCAGU